AAUACCCGUCCGUCUCCUUGCCUCGACGUCCUUGUGCCCCUAGCCAAAUCCCCCUAGCCGCCGCCGCACCACUUGCCGCCAUGGCCGGCCUCAACUCGCCCGUCGUCGCUGUCGCACCUCUGCCCGCUCGCCGCCCCCUCUGCGGCGCUCGAGACCGGCUUCUGGAUCAGGUCAACGUGGCGGCUCGAGGGGCCGGGGACGAUGUGUCUGCUCGGUGUAGAACGGCGGCGGCGGGAUCCAGCGGACGCAGGAGGAGGGAUCCGGCGUGGCGGCGUGAAGUCCUUGCAGGUGGAGGAGGGCCUCCAUGGCUGGCAAGGAGAGCUCCAAGGUCAUGGCGGGGCUUCAAUUUUUCUGGUAGAAAAGAGAGACAAAGGAGGAUACAGGGAGGAGGAAAGGUAGGAGAAGGACGGGGAAGAAGGAAGGGUGCGGCAGGGGUGCAGCGGUGCGAGGGCACUGGUCUCGCGCGUGAGGAGCGCCUCUCCGCGGGAGGAUCGGGAGGGAGCGAGGGAAACUCAAAUCCACUUCAGAGCAAUGUACUGUUGUAGAACUACGAAGAAGCAAGCUGACCAGAUGCACACGUACUAGCCGGCAACGACGAUGAAGCAAGCCAACCAGAUGUGCAUGAAACUACCAUACAUCAUGCCUGACUGAAUCCUUGGAAGUUGCAAUCUAAAGCCUUCUGUAAGGAUAUCAUCACGAAGUAGAUAAAAAAGCUGGAGCGAUUCGGAUAUGCUGAAAAGUUUGCCAAAGUUGAGUCGCUAGGAACUUGAAGUAGCGCGUGAGGAUUUUAGCAACAUAAUUGGCUCAACUCCGAAGACUGUAGUCUAUAGAGGAAUAAUGAAGGAUGGACCUGAGGUUUUUGUCAUAUUAUUAUGCGCCUUUGAAGGUCAUUGGACUAGCCAGCAUGAGCUCUUUUACCAAGGUUGUUGAUCUGGCAAGGUUGAAUCAUGAGAACAUAGCAAAGUUUCUGGGCUAUUGCAGAGAGAGUGACCCAUUCUCGAGGAUGUUAGUCUUUGAGUACGCAUCAAAUGGGACCCUGUACAAGCACCUACACUAUGGGAAAGUGACCCAAUUCUCUUGGCUUAGGCGAAUGAAAAUAGCCAUUGGCAUCGCCCAAGGUUUAAGGUAUCUGUACACCGAGUCACAGCCUCCUUUCGCUAUAUCAGAGCCGAACUCAAUUCAGUAUAUGUUACAGAAGAUUUUACCCCCAAGGCUGACGACAUCGUCUACUGAAGCCCCACCUGCGACGCGAUGGGAGAGCUCCAACCUGUGCAUGGGUGUAGGAACGCAGAUCCGCGUCGCUAGCCUACACAAGGCCAUGGUCAACGCGCCGACGCGGGGUUCAUUGCCCGUCUUCGUCAGGUAACUUUUCAUGCGAUUUCUACUUCUAAAAAAUAGAAAAUACCUUGAGAUCAAAGCAGCGGAUUUAUAGAUUUAUGGGUAUUGGUGCUACUACAUCUCCAUCCGGCUUAUGGUCUUUGGUCAUUGAUUCUGAGGUACGACGUUGUUUUACUUUUAUGUUAAAUCUCAUUUAGCUUGGCAUCUCCAUUUAUUGGUUUGGGCUGAGCAAAGACCCUGUCGAGCAGUAUCACUGGCUAGAAGCAUAAUUUUUCAAAUCAGUGAUGAGAUAAAUCUUGUGUAUUGGUGCUUAGCAGCUAGCGAAAUUUGGCUGGUAGUUUUGGUCCGUAUGUAGGUAGCUUCCUGAUGUGUGUGGUUGUGUGUUCAUUCACGACCUGAACUUAUUUCUGUUUUCUGUUGGCUUCAUUUUAGUAAAGAUGGGGUGGGGCAAAAAACUAUACCUUAUAUAUGUAAGUUGACUGAAAAUAAUAAUAUGUUUCAGUAGCUAUAUUUCUCCGGUUCCUAACAUGGUUGUAGGCUAGAUGUUCCUGUUGGUUUGUCCUGCUGUAAAACCUGCCCCUAUUCAUCUGUUACACAUUUUGUGUAGCUAUUAAGGAAGAAAGUAAUGGACGUUCACAGUUCAUGGUCUCACCAUCAACAUUUGAUGACAGGAGCCGCAACUUUACAGAAGAUGGAUGUGAAACCAAAAUCAUAUUCUACCAACAUUUAUUUAGUGCAUCUUAUCAUUUAGCAAUACAUUGGCUGUGUCUCCCCAUGAUCAAUGGAGAUCUUCUGUAGAUGUAAUGCAGUUUUUUCAUGCGUUAAACUUCUCAAUUGUUGACCAUGGAAAAUCUGUGCAGUUCUCAUGUCCUACAUAUGUUUCUGGUUUCAAGGAGAAUUCUUACUCCUUUUGGAAUUACCAUCUUUAAACAUUGUAGAUUCUAAUCUCUUGCGUAUUUACAUCAAAGACUAUUUUUCGAAUGCUUAUCAUGUACAGUCCUAAGCUCCCUGACCCCUCCUUUUGUCACAUGUGUUGUUCCCUUGUCAUCACUAAGCUUCAGAAAACACAACUGCAAGGUAUAGAAUAGUUGCCACUUGGUUAGCAUUUUAGUUAACAGUGUAGACAUGUUUGUAACACUAUAUAAAUGAAUUUGCUUCCAAGAAGAGUAAAAUCAUCUUUAAUAAUUUCUCGGAAUUUGUUUAUAUUAAUGUUUCUUAACAUGUUUGGAAUGUCAUUUCCUCCAAAAUGUAGUAUUUACCUUCCAUUUGGAGCAUAGGAUGCAUUUUUUACCGGUUGUUGACUGAAAAAAACCCACUUUAUGAUAAAAACGCCAUCCAUCAGAUUGACUUAAUUAAUUGCCUUCUAGACAAACCUUCAAAUAUAUACAAGUUCUCUGGUAAUGUAGUCGUGGGAAGAUUAUAUUUUUGGUUUACAUUGUAAAUGUUUUCAGUGACCACAAAAUUGACUUUCUUUUUUGGUUCUUUUCAACUUUCAGGUCCUAAAUGAGAAGGUAAGGAUGUACUUGAGCAGUAUGAGAAUACCCAGUUCCAUUAUCUCAGAAGCCAGAAGUUUCACAUUUAAUGUCUUUGGUUCUAAAAUUUGUUUAAAAAAUGGUCAUUCUGCUAUUAACACCACGAUUAUGUGUCAACUGUAGAUUCUUAAUUGCUUAGAAUUAUUUUUUAUGUUUGAUUC
Messenger RNA from Triticum aestivum (bread wheat), 3031 nucleotides. RefSeq names its product probable LRR receptor-like serine/threonine-protein kinase At1g63430. Bases 845 to 1366 code for a protein of 173 amino acids. Gene Ontology annotation, molecular function: protein kinase activity; ATP binding. Lineage: Eukaryota; Viridiplantae; Streptophyta; Magnoliopsida; Poales; Poaceae. Gene Ontology annotation, biological process: protein phosphorylation. The record is from RefSeq and is a predicted model, not a curated record. The transcript has 7 exons.